Molecule: messenger RNA, 3921 nt
Organism: Synchiropus splendidus (mandarinfish)
Lineage: Eukaryota; Metazoa; Chordata; Actinopteri; Syngnathiformes; Callionymidae
Gene: nrg3b
Product: neuregulin 3b
Exons: 9
Coding region: 967-3123 (718 amino acids)
Biological process (GO): intracellular signal transduction; nervous system development; animal organ development
Molecular function (GO): chemorepellent activity
Source: RefSeq, a predicted model, not a curated record
CGUCUCACUGUUUCAGUCUGCUUUAUUUCGCCUCUGCAACGCUGAGACGGAUGGAGUAAUAUGUUACGAGCAAGACGGUGUGGAUGAUAACAGGCGCAGCUGUCCUAUCGAGGACGCUGAUGUAGACGAAGGCACAGCCGUGGAGCCACUUGACACGGACGCACAGCCUCCCUUGCUUCCUCCUUUCCAUCGCUUCCUGUCGCCUUCACCACUGUGGGAAUGCAGCGUAGGUAGAGGAACACUGACGCGUAAGCACACACACACCAUCAGAGACUAGCUAGGAGUUGGGCUAAACGCGGUCUCCUCCGGACAACCCCCUCCCUGGACACGGAUGAAGGAGGUCUGCGUAACGAAUCGACCCUCGACGGAUCAUUGGGAUUAUUCCAUCGACACACCCGCCCAUAUCGUUGGCGGAAACGGUCCAUCGUCGCCGCUGUCUGGAUUUCAUCUUCCAUCAUUUGUAUUCUGGAUUAUGACAUGGAAACUCGAUAAUGGACACGCAUUCGAUUAUCCGAAAAUGAAAGGUGACGUAGAAACGCGGGCAUAGCGGGCCGACUGUUAGCAUAUCAAGAGCCGUGCAGCCAUGUAUAUAGCUAUGGAAAAGGGCGGUUGUUGAUCGGCUCACUUGGAAAUCAAUGGCGCCAGUCCUCAGCUCAGUACGCAGCUAAUGACUUACCACAGUUUUUUGUUUUCGUUUGUGCAUUUCUUUUAAUUGUACCAAGGCAUUACAGUAUUUGGAUUAUUUGGAUUAACCAUAGCUUUGUUAGUGGUAAAUUACCGUGAGGCCCCCCACAACACAGUGACGAUUCGCCAACCCUCCACCGACCACCAGUCCAUAAAUAUGAAUUGUGUAUUUCUUCGUUUGCAUUUUGUUAAUGAACCAUACUCUCUUAUUUUGUGCCCCUGGGCAAACUGGCCACCUGUUUGACCUCAGCAAUAGCUAAGAGUGGUCAAACUAUCACAAGCAUGAGUGACAGAUCGGGUACUGGCACACUAGCACCGAUGAUGCUGGAUGAGACUGGUAAUGGACAGGCUUCUCCCCGAGCCCCAGGGCCCCUACGCUGUGGUCCCUGUGCCAUAUGGCCUCGUCAGCAGACCUGGCUGUGUGCCGUCCCACUGAUUAUGGGCUUCGUGGGACUUGGCCUCAGUCUCAUGUUGUUGAAAUGGAUUGUUGUUGGAUCUGUUCGAGAUUAUGUUCCAACUGAUCUUGUGGAUCCUAAAGGUAGCAUUGGGCAGGACCCAAUAUUUCUUUCCAAACCCAGUGCCAUGCCCAAAGGGCCAGAUUCGUUAAACAUUACCACGACAACAGCUGCAGCUGCCACAGAAACGAUAGUAAGUACAACACCUCUAGCUGCAGAUGUAACUGCCCGUGCACCAAGAUCUCGAUCUGGACCACCAGCUAACCACUCAUCAAAUGGCAGUACUGCCAACGGAGAGAGCAACCGAGCCCCGCAUCUUCACAACCAAAUUGGCAGCCGUUUUAGCGAGACUGUUGUUGCUACUUUUACCACUCCUUCGACACAUUUUACGUCUGUAUUUAGUGGCAAGGAGGGUACACCUCGCAGUAACGUGAGAAAAGGAAUUCGGAAUGGACGACAUGGACCUGGGAACAUGAGGCCUGGAUCAGGCUCCACAUCAGUUACACCUACUUUUUAUACAACUACUGCAAGUACUGGGAAGACUGACACCAAGGUGACUACCUCGCUGCCAUCGGCCCCUGUAAAGCCAACGUCGCGCUUGAGUCAUGGUCGCCAAGGCAAGGUUUCAGUGACAAGGCCACACCACCGCUUUAAAACACCUAGCGCACCCACCUCGCCCAGCAUUCGUUCUGAGGUCUUCAAGCCAUGCGUGGAAGACAAAGAUCUGGCCUUCUGUCUGAAUGAGGGUGUUUGUUCCAUCAUCGAAACAGUUGCUGGAGUACAUCGACACUGCAGGUGCAAGGAAGGCUACCAUGGAUUGCGUUGUGACCAGUUUGUGCCAAAGACAGAUGCCCUUCUGUCAGACCCAACGGAUGAACUUGGGAUUGAGUUUAUGGAGAGCGGUGACAUUUAUCAGAGACAAGUCCUGUCCAUCUUCAGCAUUGCCUCGGGGAUCUGUCUUCUUGGGGUGGCAUGUAUGGCUCUCUACCACCGCAAUAAAAGACAUCGGGAAAAAAUUGUGGCUCAUUUCAUGGACCGCCGCACCUUGAGGGACUGUUCUGUUAAUGCCUCCAGUCUCAUGUCCAAAUCAGCUGCAAGACAUCAUUUGGGCCAACAAUCUCCAAGGUGUUGUAGUGAUGUAGUUCACCAGCGAACCACUACAGCACCAGUGGCUCUGCCUUCUCUCUUCAGAAUUCUGGCUGCAGGAAAAAACUUCAGGAAGGGCUCACUUACUUUCUACCCGAUUCAACGACAGAAAGAAAUCAGUGUCUUCAGCACCCCGCCCAUUUCAAGAGGAAAACUAAAAUUACUGACAAAUCUCAGUGAUAAAGUGGCGAAGUGCAGACAUUUCUAUAGACCCCUGCAGGAUGAUGAAACAAGUGAUCAGGGGCCUGUCUUAAGACGAUGUUCCGCUGCAGAGAGAAUGGAUGAACUGCCUAAUAGGACCAGGUAUUUUAAAGGAAGAGAAGGUGGGAAGCAGGUUCCCUGCACCUGUCUGAAUAAAGCAACAAGCAGCCCUCCGUCCCUCCGUACCUGCCCGGUGCCCAUAAUACCCUCACUGCAAGCAUAUGACACCGCGGGAGUGCCGAAAAGCCAAAAUGAGGGGAUCCUUAAAUACACCCCUGUGGUUUCUACAAAGGGGCAUCCACUCGCUCUUCCCUGUGAAAAUGUCGUGGCAGUACAGGGUUUUACACCAAGUCAAGUGGAAUCCGAAGCUUCCACACUGGAAUUUUUACAGGUAUUCAAACAGAGACACAUGUCCCGCUCUGUGGCACAGUCCAGGUCUACUCACGGGGACCCUUGUGUGGACACAAAGACAAUAAUGGCUGUGCAGCAUCCAGGAGAGACCAGUGUUCAACAUUCACUUCUACACUCUAACAGCUGGCCAAUUUGUUCAAAGGCAGCUGGCCAAAGAGUAAUGCAGGACUGGUUUCGAGGCUGCAACUUCACAGAGAAUGGAAGAACCAAAUCCCUUACCAGCUGAAUUUGAUUGUGCAGAUAUAAGAACACUGUAUCCAGAAAUGAUUACAUAUGCUGAUGCCUAGAAAUCUGAUGUCCUGACGUGACCAGUUUCACAGGACCGGUAACAGGACGCCAUCCAAGUUUAUAUAACGAAUUAAAAUGAUGGAACUACUCACAACAUAUGGCACACAAUAUUAAAAGACAUAAAGAAAACAAGCAGACAUUGCGUGUUGUGAGUUCCAGAGACUAUACAAAAAGAUGCAAGUGGGAGCUUUACCUGGAAAGUGUGUUGGCGAAAAAAAUGACCACUAUGUUUUUUUCAUGAUUGUAAAGAAGACUAUAUAUAUAUAAAGUGAAAACAAUUGUAAAAACAAUUAAAUAAAGAUAAUGGUGUUAAUUGAAAGCUUGUUCAUUUACAUUUUAUGGUGUGUAACUCACAUUCUUUAAUGUUCAGAUGACUAAAUGAAGUUAUUGACUUAUGUCUAAUCUUGACCAGGGAGGAUGUGCAAAAUUGCACAACAUGCAUUCACGAUAAAUACAUAACAGAGGUCUGGGAUUACGAAUGUUCUUUUUAUUUAUUCUUUUAUGUAUUUAUCUGGAAGAUGGCAUUCUCCGGAUUUGGCAUUUUGAUAUUUCACAUUAGGAUUUUAAUGUGCAUUUUAUUAUGUUUAUGUUGAACAGUAGCUAUUUAUUAAAUUAUCAUUUAAUUAUGCUUCUACUAUAUUUUUUACAACGAUUUUUUAUCUCAAGUAUGAAUCGAUUACAAUUACGAUGAUAAUUAUAUAUAAUUUUAUUGUGUGAUCAAAUAUCAUGUUAACAU